AUGAUGCAGAACAAAGAGAAACAAGAGGUCUCCGCCACCGUCUCCACGUCAUCAUACUCCACCAUAGUUUCACGGGCGAGGAUUCUCUUGUCCCUCUUGAGAAUCAAUCCUUUUGGUAAGCUAACAACGAGUGACCUAGACAAAAACAAAACGCCGCUGUUUAGCGUUUUCAGCGGCAGAACUGAACUCUACUCGUUCCCGGUGUCACAAUCGGAGGCAACGGCAAGAGUUCAAGAAAACGUUAGCCAGUUCAUCGGGAACUACAUUUCUGUCUUUGUCAUCUUCUUCUUAAUAUCUCUGUACAAGCAGACGACACCAUUUUUAGUGCUGUUAGCGAGUUUUCCGGUUACGGAUUAUCUCGACAAUUUGAUUGUUAAAAAAGGACUUGAUCAAGUUUACCCCUUCAUUCGUCGUUUGCUCUUCUUCAUCUCCAAAUUAGGAAUAUCGGCUCUUCUUAUGCGUAGAGAAGUUGUUAUCGCUUUUUUCUCGUCUCUUCUUGCUGCUUACUUAAGAAUAGCGGCUCUUCUUAUGCGUAGAGAAGUUGUUAUCGCUUUUUUCUCGUCUCUUCUUGCUGCUUACUUAGCGAUGUUGUUGCACGGAGCGCUAAGGAAGUUGCGUGAUUGA
Messenger RNA from Camelina sativa (false flax), 624 nucleotides. The record is from RefSeq and is a predicted model, not a curated record. NCBI's taxonomy places the organism in Eukaryota, Viridiplantae, Streptophyta, Magnoliopsida, Brassicales, Brassicaceae.